Molecule: messenger RNA, 2119 nt
Organism: Tribolium castaneum (red flour beetle)
Lineage: Eukaryota; Metazoa; Arthropoda; Insecta; Coleoptera; Tenebrionidae
Exons: 16
Coding region: 124-2034 (636 amino acids)
Biological process (GO): attachment of mitotic spindle microtubules to kinetochore
Cellular component (GO): Ndc80 complex
Source: RefSeq, a predicted model, not a curated record
GCAUCUAUUGGACUUUCUUGAUUGGUGAUUUUGUAAUAACGUUUUUUGAACUUGAUGUUUGUACACUUCAGUCAGUUUUAUGAUUUAAUUGUGUUUUUAAUAAGUUGAGAAGUCUUUUGAACAAUGUACCGACGGUCAAACAGCAGCUCCCAACUUCCAGUCCCCAAUAGGUCACGCUCAAAGUCUUCUGUCAGCAGAGUUAGUGCAAAAGAUGACAAUGCAAAAAGGUUCAGGGCGAAUUCCAUGGACCGAACCUUAAAUCCGCCCUUGAAAAGAUCAACAAGUUCGUCAAAUUUGAGAAGACCUUCGGUUACUCCAUCAGUUUCUUAUAAAAAAUCAACGGUCAUUACUCCGACUCUGAAUUCUGGGUUAAAACGAUCAAAUUCUAACCUCACAACACCUCGCUCGCGCAGCAAAUCCCCCUACAAGAUCGGUUCAGCAAUAAAUGACAAAAAGUGGGUUUCGGACCAAUAUGCCAAAGUCUUGCGAUUUCUCAGAGAACACCCCAAUUGCCCUGAACACCUUCCCAACACCAUUAAACCACCAACCAUUAAUUCAUUUGUGGCCGUUUUCAACCUCCUAUUCAAAGAAAUCGAUCCGCGCUUUGAAGUCAACACAACUAACUACAAAGAUAUUGUCUUGAACACACUCAAAAUUUAUCAAUUUCCAGGGAACAUUUCGCUUUCAUUGCUAAAAACUGUUAAUACAAUGCAUGCUUGGCCACAAGUGAUGGGUAUUCUUGGGUGGCUUGUUGAUCUUGUUACUUACAUAACACAGACAAAUGUAAAUUCAGCUCUAGAACAAGAUCCCAAAUAUCAAAAAGUUGAGUGUGUUACUAAUUAUGUUCUUGAACGAUACCAGUUGUACAACAAUAAUGACGAUCAGGAAAUUGCAGAUCAAGCAGUUAGUCAAGAACUUGUAAAAGUUCUUGAUAUUGAUGAUGCGGAAACUAAAAGGCAGCAAGAAGAAGUAAUCAAGUUAGAACAGUUGAAAGAGCUACGUUUGGAGCAAAUAAAUGAACAAAAAAACAAAAAUGAGAUGCUUGACAAAGAGAUUACACAACUACAAGAAGAAACUGAAUCGUUCUAUCAAGAUAGAGAACAAAGGGAAGAAGCCAGUAGGGCUUCAAUUGAAUCAUUAAGAGAACGAAAGGAGAAAUUAGUUACUUUAAUAAAAAUGAAAUGCGAAAGCGUCGAGUCACUAAAAGUGGAGAUUAAAAAUCAACCGUGCGCAAUCGAAGAAAGGAACAAAAUUUUGGAACACAUCGAAGCGAUGAAGCGCAAAAUUGACUUGAAGAAAGAGAAGAUCAAAACCCAGAAAAACAUUGAACUUACGUGUCAUUCCAAAUUGAAGGAAGCCAAAAAUAAAGUUGAAAAUGAAGUUUACCGCUUGAAUAACAGCUUAAUGAAACUCACUGUGGUCAAACCGGAGCUUAAACUUCUACACUUGGAUGAGAGUUGCGAUUUUUCUUCGGCCGAAUUUCGAAAGAAAGUGCAAAACCUCCCGGCUAAAAUAAAGUCGUGUGAAACGAUGAUCAGCGACGAGAUAACGUCCCAAAAAACUUCAAUUGCGAAAAUGAAAACCGAAAUUUCUACAUUGGAAGAACACAUUUUAUCGAACAAGCAAUUGAUUGAGACGUUGACUGAGAAGGAGAUUUCGCUUAAGAACCAAAUUCGGUCUCUGAACGAACAUUUGGAAGAGAUGGUUAAGCAACGAAAGGAGGAGGAAGCACUUUUCAAAGAAAAAAUGAAGAAGAUGGAGCAAAGUGCUCCACCACUUGUCGAGAUAAAACAGAAUAUUGAGCAACUCAAAAAAAUUAAACAAGAGAAAGAAGAGGAACAUGAGAAGCAUAAAUAUCAAGCGCUUGAGUUUUUUACUAAAUUGGAGAGUGACGUUUCGAACUACGUUGAAAAAAUGAAUGCUAAACGAAAUCAAGUUCUCGAUCAGCUUGCAACAUGUUUGCAGCAGACGGCAACAGUACAACAGAGCAUAAUUGAUGAUAUGCUAACACUAGAAGAAAUAAAAAAGUCAUAAAGUAACACUAGGUGAAAUAUUUAAUAGGUUUGUACUUUCCAUUCAAUUGUUCUUAUAUGUGUUAAUAAAAUGUUUUUGCUGCUAA